AUGCGAUGUGGCAAGUGUUGGGCAUCUUCGGAGCAACGACGGAGUCAAGCAUCAUCAUCAUGGCGAAGCUUGGAGAACGAAAGGGCGUGGUUCUCUCUGCGGUUCUCGCAACAAAAGAAAUCCCGCGGUGUCAGCAAUGGUGGUUCCGUAGGCGCGACUCCGCACGUGGUGUUUGUUCUGGGAGGGCCUGGGUCCGGCAAGGGCACGCAGUGCGCGCUCAUAGCGGAAGAGGAGGCCCUCGGUUACGCCCACUUGUCCGCCGGAGACCUCCUGCGGGCGGAGAGGAACUCGGGGUCGGAGCUCGCCGGCAUGAUCAACGAGUUCAUCCGGGAAGGCAAGAUCGUCCCCGCCGAGGUAACCGUGGGCCUCCUCCGCAAGGCCAUGGAAAAAUCGGGGAAAUCUCGCUUCCUGAUCGAUGGCUUCCCACGCAACCCGGACAACCUGGCCGCUUGGGAGGCGUCGACGGCGGGGGGGGCUGUCGUCGUCGACUUCGCACUUUUUUUGGACUGCCCGGAAGAGAUCAUGACGGAGCGCAUCAUGGAGCGUGGCAGAAGCAGCGGGCGCAUCGACGACAACGAGGAGGCCAUCCGAAAGCGACUCGUAACGUACCGGGAAUCUACGAUGCCCAUCAUCAAGGAGUUCGAGGCCAGAGGGAAACUGCGAGAAGUUAACUCCGACCAAACCAUAGAGGAGGUGGCCGUCGAAGUGCGGAGGCACAUCUCAGCCAUCGCUUAACACGAUUGUUUUGGCGCUGUUGCUGGUGUCGAGACUACUAGAUACUACUGCAGGGGCGCCCGUUCCCUUUUGAGGAAGAAUUUUGCAGCACACACCGUUCGUGUGGUUCUUUUUGAGCGCGGGGGGGGUUCGUGCCGGUAGGACAACUACACUGCUGUUGAGGGCUGGUUCUUAGCAUAGUAGCGCAGAGUAGAAGUGUCAGCACUUUGUAUCAUUGGUCGAGAAAUAAUUUUUGCGCACCAACUGGUGGAGAUGGUCAUGUACCAAGCCGGAUCUAUCUAUGCUUAGUUCCGCCCGUUUUUCCCGCAAGGUUCGAGCGUGAUUCGCACCGCGUACGCAUGAACUGCUGGUUUCAAUCUUAUAAGCCCUCGCAAAGUAGCAAACUUGGAUGAUCAUGGCUUUUGCAGCCAAAGGCAAUGAGGCAUUUCAUUC
This is a messenger RNA of Ectocarpus siliculosus, 1167 nucleotides long. The record is from the annotation of a GenBank genome assembly. Lineage: Eukaryota; Phaeophyceae; Ectocarpales; Ectocarpaceae.